CGAGCCGGGGUCGUGGGGUGGAUCAGAGCCCCGGGUUUGGGGAGGCCGGGAUCCAGCCAGGGUGCUGAAAGGGCGAUUCGAGGUUGGUGCCCAAAACUGCACACCAUACUCCAAUUACUCCAUCGUCUCCACCAUACUUCAACAUCUGCCGGACGAUGCUGAGGAUGUUCUAUGAGUCUGUGGUGGCCAGUGCUAUCAUGUUUGCUGUUGUGUGCUGGGGCAGCAGGCUGAGGGUAGCAGACACCAACAGAAUCAACAAACUCAUUUGUAAGUGUCGAAAGUAGUUUGGGAAACCUACUCCGCCUGAAUCCCGCAGAUCUGACCUGUGGCACCGCGGUUACGGGAAUUAUGUACACACCUGAGAAGUUCUCGCAACAGCUGCAGUCCUAUGUGGUGUGGGUUAACUCCCAGCUGAAGAAAAAGCCCGGGUUAAAUCCUGUCCAGGACUUGCGGCAGGACCUGAGGGAUGGAGUGGUGCUCACUCACCUAGUGGAGAUAGUGGCCGGAGAGCAGCUCCAUGAUGUCUGCUUCAACCCCAGCAGCUACAAGGAAAUGAAGGAGAAUGCGGACAAGGUGCUGCAGUUCAUAGCCUCGAAAAAGAUUCGCAUGCACCAGACGUCCGCUCGGGACAUCGUUGAAGGCAAUUUGAAAUGUGUGAUGAGACUGAUUUUAGCUCUGGCAGCUCACUUCAAGCCGUCUGGUGUUAGGUCGUCCAGCCACAAGUCCGCCAUUCCCCUGGGGGGCCGGCCUGCCACAUCGGUGGAUAACCACAGGCCUCUCUCUGCAGCGGCCAUGGUGCAGAACGCGGCCGCGGCCCUCGCGGAGGCCCGUCAGGACGUCUCGCGCUCGGGGCGGGAGGUGUUCCGAUACAGACAGGAGGUACCGAGCGUUGAAGACGAAAUCACAAGCCCAUCCUGGAGCGUUCGAGCAAUGGUAAAGCAGUACGAAGGACAACAGAUGCCUUUAUCCCCACCUCUUUCACCAAGCGUCAGCUCCGCCAGUCCGACAAACAGCGCCAAGCCGGAAUCUGUCAGCAGCCGGCUGGAUGAAGGGUUGGAUUUGUCGUCCCAGAAGGAAGAAUGGGAACUCAGGCCUGACGACACCGUUGAAUCCCCAUGGAUGUCUACAAACUGUGGGAAGUCAUUCCUGAAUGACAGUCAGUCCCUUUGGGAGGACCAGCUGCUGGACCAGCAGGACCAGCUCGGGAAGGAGAUGGAGGAAGCCAGGAAGAUGAUUUCCAUCCUACAGGGGCUGCUGCUGAAUGGCUCGCUUCCCGAGGACGAGCAGGAAGGGUCGUUCCCCCUCAGCGAGCAGGGAGCCUGCGCCGAGGAGCAGCUGGUCAUCAUCAAGAGUCGGCUGGAUCUCAGCAUGGACGAAUGCCAGGAGCUAAAGAAAGAACUUUCAAAGUACAAACAGCAGAGCCGGAAUCUGCAGGGGGUAAAGGACGCCUUGCAGCACCGGGUAGCGCAGCAGGAGAACUCCAUCCUCCAGCUAAAGCAGGAGUUACUGAGGGCCAGCAUGGCGAAAGACGAACUGCUGAGUGAAAACCUCGACCUUCAGAGGAAGACCGAAGAAAGGAAUAAGAUCAUUGGGGAAUUCAAAAGGGAAAUGACUCAGAAGGAUCGACUCUUCCAGCAGCAGAAGGUGAAACUGGAUGAAACCCUGCGCAAGCUAACAGAAUUCACUCACGUCAAGGAUGACCUGCAGAGGGAGCUGGACCACAAGGAGGGCAUUCUUCACCAGCUGAUGAGCAGAGAGGACGAAGAGACAGAGGACUUCCAGGUGGUGCGGGAUUCCCUGCGGAGUCUGCGGAACAGCUUUGCCGGCAACGACCCUCAGCACCACACAAUUGACACGCUGGAACAGGGAAUCGCAAGUCUAUUGGACCGAAUGCACGUGGCCCAGGCACAGGGACGAGGCAGCAACAGGAGUCCUGUGAAAAAUUCCGGACGAGGAUCCGGCACGGAGAGGGAAUCUUGGUCGCAGAGUUCCACCUCUCUGCGUUUUCUUCCCGCUGCCAGUCGGAGGAACACUGCCCUGACUAAGGUGCUGUACUUCAUUGACCGCAGCCUCGUCCCCAUCAUGAUCAGCAUUGCGAAGAGCCUUGGUGAGGUGACUCUUAAAGACUUCAAAGCAGCAGUCGGUCGGGAAGGCAACUUCAGAUACCACUUUAAGGCCCUAGACCCGGAAUUCGGCACCGUCAAAGAGGAGCUUUUCCACGACGACGACAUCGUUCCCGGUUGGGAGGGUAAAAUAGUUGCCUGGAUUGAAGAGGACAACGGGGACAGCAGGUAGACGAAUUCUCUCCUCCGAUGUGGGAGUCUGCUUCUCGACAGCACUGCCGUCCGG
This is a messenger RNA of Mobula hypostoma (lesser devil ray), 2349 nucleotides long. Its product is annotated as dixin-like. The transcript has 21 exons. Gene Ontology annotation, molecular function: frizzled binding. NCBI's taxonomy places the organism in Eukaryota, Metazoa, Chordata, Chondrichthyes, Myliobatiformes, Myliobatidae. Gene Ontology annotation, biological process: canonical Wnt signaling pathway. Gene Ontology annotation, cellular component: cytosol. The coding region runs from base 349 to 2295 and encodes 648 amino acids. The record is from RefSeq and is a predicted model, not a curated record.